This is a messenger RNA of Amaranthus tricolor (Joseph's coat), 999 nucleotides long. Its product is annotated as peroxidase 57-like. Gene Ontology annotation, biological process: hydrogen peroxide catabolic process; response to oxidative stress. Lineage: Eukaryota; Viridiplantae; Streptophyta; Magnoliopsida; Caryophyllales; Amaranthaceae. Gene Ontology annotation, molecular function: peroxidase activity; heme binding. Bases 1 to 987 code for a protein of 328 amino acids. The record is from RefSeq and is a predicted model, not a curated record. Gene Ontology annotation, cellular component: plant-type cell wall; plasmodesma. The transcript is spliced from 4 exons.
AUGACUAAGGCUAGGGUUAGCCCUUGUUCUUGGAUGUUUGCAAUUGUUAUUCUCUGCAUGACCCUUUUUGGUCAGUCUUAUGCACAAUUGAAAGUUGGGUUCUACUUUAACAAAUGUGGGACGAACAAUGUGGAGCAAGUUAUAUUUGACAUAGUCACUGCAGCAUUUCAAAACGAUAGAACAAUCGUAGCUGCUCUUCUUCGUAUGCAUUUUCAUGAUUGCUUCGUUAGGGGAUGCGACGCAUCGCUUUUGUUGGACGGAAGCACGUCUGAGAAAAAUGCAGGUGCUAACGCUAGUGUUCGAGGUUUUGAACUCAUUGAUGCUUGCAAGGCAAGGUUAGAGCAACUUUGUCCUGGAACAGUUUCUUGUGCAGAUAUCAUUGCAAUUGCUACUAGAGUUGCUGUUUUCCAGGCAGGAGGAAGGUGGUACAAUGUUGAAACUGGAAGAAGGGAUGGAACUAUUUCAAAUGUAAUUGAAGCUCAAAAUAAUCUUCCGGGGCCAACAGUGCCAGUUGCUAACGCCAUUACAUUAUUCAAUUCCAAAGGCUUGAAUGUCACCGACUUUGUGCUUCUCCUAGGUGGUGGUCACACUGUUGGAGUUAUUCAUUGUAACUUCUUUCUAGACCGUCUUUACAAUUUCCAAAACACCGGAAGACCAGACCCAUCCAUGAACACAACUACUCUUACAUUCUUACAAUCGCAAUGCCCUCCACAAGGUUCAAGUAACUUUGUAUUCGCCGAUCAAACUCGAGGAAGUGAAUUUAGGGUGGACAAAGCUUUCUACGAUGCGAUUCGACAACGUAAAGGUGUGCUUCAACUUGAUCAAAGGAUUGCACAAGACACACUAACUGCAAGCACGGUUAAUAGAUUAUCCUUAACUGGGGACUUUACCUUCCAAUUUCAUGCUGCUAUGAUCAAGCUUGGUAGGGUUGGAGUCCUUACGGGCUCACAAGGCCAAAUUAGGAGAAAUUGUCACCGUGUUAACUGAUUACACCCAGUC